GCUCCAACGCGGUGCCAUGCGAGGCUUCGGGCCAGCGCUGACGGCGCGGCGGCUCUUCCCCCUGCGGCUUCCUCCGCGGCCGUCGCGGCGGGCCGGACCCCGGCUGUCGAGCGGGCCGGCGGAGGCGGGCGCCCUGGAGCGGGCCAUGGACGAGCUGCUGCGCCGCGCCGUGCCCGCCACGCCGGCCUACGAGCUGCGCGAGAAGACGCCGGCGCCGGCCGAGGGCCAGUGCGCGGACUUCGUGAGCUUCUACGGCGGCCUGGCCGCGGCGGCCGAGCGCGCCGAGCUGCUGAGCCGCCUGGCGCGGGGCUUCGGCGUGGACCACGGCCAGGUGGCCGAGCAGAGCGCCGGCGUGCUCCAGCUGCGCGAGCAGCCGCGGGAGGCGGCCGUGCUGCUGCAGGCCGAGGACCGGCUGCGCUACGCGCUGGUGCCGCGCUACCGCGGCCUCUUCCACCACAUCAGCAAGCUGGACGGCGGCGUGGGCUUCCUGGUGCGGCUCCGGGCCGACUUGCUCGAGGCGCAGGCCCUCAAGCUGGUGGAGGGGCCGCACGUCCGGGAGAUGAACGGCGUGCUGAAGGGCAUGCUCUCCGAGUGGUUCUCCUCGGGCUUCCUCAGCCUGGAACGGGUCACCUGGCACUCGCCGUGCGAGGUCCUGCAGAAAAUCAGCGAGUCUGAGGCUGUGCACCCCGUGAAGAACUGGAUGGAUAUGAAACGACGGGUCGGGCCCUACCGCAGGUGUUACUUCUUCUCUCACUGCGCGGCCCCCGAGGAGCCCCUGGUCGUGCUGCACGUGGCACUCACCGGCGAGAUCUCCAGCGACAUCCAGGCCAUAGUGAAGGAAUGUCCCCCGUCGGAGACGGAGGAGAGGAGCAGGAUCUCUGCGGCCAUCUUCUACUCCAUCAGCCUGACGCAGCCCGGACUGCAGGGCGUGGAGCUGGGCACCUUCCUCGUCAAGCGAGUGCUCAAGGAGCUGCAGAAAGAGUUCCCUCAUCUUGGGACGUUUUCGAGUCUGUCUCCUAUCCCUGGAUUCACCAAGUGGCUUCUGGGGCUCCUGAACACGCAAGCAAAGGAGGCCGGGCGGAGCGAACUGCUCACAGAUUCCGAGUGUAGCGAGAUCUCGGCGAUCCUGGGCGGCCCCGUUCAUGAGGCGCUCCGGGCCUCGCUCAGCGGCAGCGAGUGGGUGAAGUCGGACAAGCUGGUCAGGGCGCUGCAGGGCCCCCUGAUGCGGCUCUGCGCCUGGUACUUGUACGGAGAGAAGCACCGGGGCUACGCCCUGAACCCCGUGGCGAACUUCCACCUGCAGAACGGGGCCGUGCUGUGGCGCAUCAACUGGCUGGCCGACCCGAGCCCCAAGGGCGUCGCCGGCUCCUGCGGCCUGAUGGUCAACUACCGGUACUACCCCGAGGACACGGCCAGCAACAGCACCAGCUACCUCUGCUCAAAGAGCAUCAAGGCUUCCGAGCAGGUGCUCAGCCUCGUGGCCCAGUUUCAGAAGAACAGCAAGCUCUAGACGGGCCCUCGAGCGGACGUCCCUGACUCAGGACAGGAUCGUUUUCCGGACGGGUCGGGGGUGGGGGGUUAUGUAUCCAAAGAGGCUUGUUUAGUAAAGCAGAGUUAACACGUGCUCUCUUGCCCGGAGCAGAGGCCGCACCGGAAGGCCGUGUCCUACCUCCCAUCGCGAGAGAGUGAGGCGCCUGGCGCCAGAUGGUGGUGCAGGGGGACGCGCACCGGGUGGGGCCGUCGUGCUGUUCCCAGGAGAGCGGCCUGGCCCCCUGCCAGAGCGGGCGGGUGGCACCCCCACCUUUAGAAAGCUCUAGAGCCUCUGCUGGCCAUGGCCCCAGGGUGCACCGGUCGGCCUCACAAGGACCUCGGCGGGUGGCCCGGGUGAGACAGAUGUCCCUUCAAGCUUAGAGCGUAAAUCAGCCACGGUUGUCUUAGCCAUUUCUCUCCACUCGCUCCCAAGGGACGGAGGGCCGUGCUGCCUUUCGCUCAAAUUUCGGGGAUCCUGAACGUACGCAGGUGUUCAUGACUGCACGCCAUUCGCCACGAUUGUCGAGCACACAAGGCCUUGUCGCUCAGGGCUCAAGGCGGAUUGUGGGCUUUGAGAGUUCGGCACCGCAGGCUUCUCGUGAACCUCAUAGCACGGAAGUUUCUUCCACGGAGCCUUAAACAUGGUUAUUGAAGUC
This is a messenger RNA of Hyaena hyaena (striped hyena), 2186 nucleotides long. RefSeq names its product malonyl-CoA decarboxylase (gene MLYCD). The record is from RefSeq and is a predicted model, not a curated record. NCBI's taxonomy places the organism in Eukaryota, Metazoa, Chordata, Mammalia, Carnivora, Hyaenidae. Gene Ontology annotation, molecular function: malonyl-CoA decarboxylase activity. The coding region runs from base 17 to 1510 and encodes 497 amino acids. The transcript has 5 exons. Gene Ontology annotation, biological process: positive regulation of fatty acid oxidation; acetyl-CoA biosynthetic process; fatty acid biosynthetic process. Gene Ontology annotation, cellular component: mitochondrial matrix; peroxisomal matrix.